AAUUAUUAAGUUGUCGAUUGGUCCAGGUGAUGGGCGCGGUAUAAGAGCAGGAUGCCCCACCCUGCUGUGAUUGACAGGUGUCGGGAUGUAGCGCGCGAGUCACUUUUCUCCACACACCACUGAGCGCGUGAUGCUGCGAUUGCGCCUUUCUGUAGCAUCCCAUUGGAUUUCCAUCUCUCCAUCAGGCUGUUAACAGACCACAUUUGCUUGCCUUGUACUUAAUCCGGCGAUAACUUCUGUGCCAGAGCUGGUUAUUAUUAUGUUCAGUGGACUUUUAAAGGAGCAGCCCGUUGAUGAGCUCUCGGAUCGUAGUGUGGAGCACAGGAGCAGAUAAUAAAUCACCAGAGCUGUACUACUGUAGUGUGCUGAACACUGUGCUCUUAUAAACAAGGACUGAGCUUUCACAGAAAAUAAUAAUGGCUGGAUGUUGCAUGUCCGCGGAGGAGAAAGAGAGGCAGAGGAUAAACCAGGAGAUCGAGAAACAGCUGAAGAAAGACAAGAGCAACUCGCGUAAAGAAAUGAAACUGCUGCUGCUGGGCACAGGUGAAAGUGGAAAGAGUACCUUCAUCAAACAGAUGAGAAUCAUUCACGGCACAGGUUAUACUGAUGAAGAUAAGAAAGACUUUGUUAAACUCGUCCAUCAGAAUAUUGUCUUUGCCAUGCAGUCUAUGACCAGAGCUAUGGAAGUACUCAAUAUUGCCUAUGCUAACCCAGAUAACCAGGCUCACGGUGCAAUGGUGAACGAAAUGGAGAUCGAUAAAGUUGUGUGUUUGGAUAGCAGUCAAGUAAGUGCCAUCGGUAGUCUAUGGAGCGACGCUGGAAUCCAGGAAUGCUACGACCGCCGUCGAGAAUAUCAGCUGACCGACUCUGCCAAAUACUACCUGAGUGACCUGGAUCGGAUUGCAGACGCAGCAUAUGUACCAUCAGAGCAGGAUAUUCUGAGAGUCAGGGUCCCAACUACAGGAAUAAUCGAGUAUCCAUUUGAUCUGGAGAAUGUCAUCUUCAAGAUGGUGGAUGUCGGGGGUCAAAGGUCAGAGCGCAGAAAGUGGAUCCACUGCUUUGAGAACGUCACCUCUAUUAUCUUCCUGGUGGCACUGAGCGAGUACGAUCAGGUUCUGGUUGAAUGUGACAAUGAGAAUCGUAUGGAGGAAAGCAAAGCUUUGUUUAAAACCAUCAUCACAUACCCUUGGUUCCAGCAGUCGUCUGUAAUCCUCUUUCUGAAUAAGACGGAUAUCUUGCAGGAGAAGAUCGGCAACUCUCACCUGGCCACCUACUUCCCCGAAUUCACAGGCCCCAAAAACGAUGCAAAGUCAGCCCAGGAAUUUAUUCUCAAGAUGUACCUGGAGCAAAAUGAAGACAAAGAGAAAACCAUCUAUUCUCACUUCACCUGCGCCACCGACACCGAAAACAUCCGACUGAUCUUUGCCGCUGUGAAAGACACCAUCCUUAAACAGAAUCUCAAAGAUUUUAACCUGGUUUAAGAUCCAGGUUAACUAGAUCCUGUACCUGAAAGCCAUAAGCCCUGAGUCUUAAGACUCAGAUAUUGAAUAUUGAGAGUAGACUUAGCCGUCACGUUACUUUAUCUUUGUUCUAACGUUGACUAAGGACUUUGAGGAAGCAUAUAAAGGAAUUUCCUAAGAAAGAAGAAGCGGCUUCCAGAGAUCAAGUUAUUUUAUUUAAAUCCUCUGAUAGAUGGGUAGGCUACAUCAGCACAGAUGUAGUGAUGGCUUUGUUUUAUCUUUAAGUAGAGGAUCCUACUUUAAGACAUUUUAAGGCACAAGAUGAAAUACAUUUUUCUCUUAUGUUGCUCAUGCAGUGGAUCAAAAUCUCAAAAGUAGAGUUUACAUAUAAAAAAAAAAUGCUUCAGGCUUUACAUAAAGUGCCUUAUGUAGAAUUAUUUAUCAUAUUAUUUAUUUAUUUGAAGAAAUCGAGACUGUAUAAAAAAUGUAGCUAUUAAUGAAUUUGGUGUUUUAGUGUAAAAUGCUUAUUUAUAAAUUAUAAAUUAAACAUUUUACAUUACAACUAUAUUCAGUUAUAGUUUAUUUAUAUGUGUAAUAAUGGUGUAAAACAAGUUGUGGUGAAAACAAAGUACCUUUGUACUAUAAUGUCUUCAUCUGCUUUGAUAAUAUUUAUUAAAUGAUAUAUAUUUACUGUAUGUUACUGUUUUACUUACUGUAGUAAAAUUAUCAAAUGAACAACC
Molecule: messenger RNA, 2200 nt
Organism: Paramisgurnus dabryanus
Lineage: Eukaryota; Metazoa; Chordata; Actinopteri; Cypriniformes; Cobitidae
Gene: gna14a
Product: guanine nucleotide binding protein (G protein), alpha 14a
Biological process (GO): phospholipase C-activating dopamine receptor signaling pathway; adenylate cyclase-modulating G protein-coupled receptor signaling pathway
Cellular component (GO): cytoplasm; heterotrimeric G-protein complex
Molecular function (GO): G protein-coupled receptor binding; G-protein beta/gamma-subunit complex binding; guanyl nucleotide binding
Source: RefSeq, a predicted model, not a curated record